UUCAGAAGAGGAAAUGAAAGCAUUAGAAGCAGAUUUAUUGACCAAUAUGCAUACAUCAAAGACCAGUAAAGCUGGUGUUUCUUCUUGGAAAAUGACCCUGCUAAAUGUUUGCAGUUUUGUGAAUAAUCUGAACAGCCAAGCGGAGGAAACAGGAGAACUUCAGGAGGACGAGCUUAUUACAAGAAGGAAAUUUCCCACUGCUGUAGACAGCUUUAGCUUGGAAGCAAUGUUGACAAUAUACCAGCUCCAAAAAAUCUGUCAUAGCAGGGCUUUUCAACACUGGGAGCUAAUUCAGGAAGAUGUUCUUGAUGCUGGAAAUGACAAAAAUGAAAAGGAAGAAGUUAUAAAGAGAAAGAUCCCUUACAUUCUGAAACGGCAGCUGUAUGAGAAUAAACCGAGAAGACCCUACAUCCUCAAAAGAGGUUCCUACUACUACUGAGAGGAUAAAUGUUUUAUCUCCAUGUGGUUGUGAUUUCUCAUCCUUCACCUAAAUAUCAAGUUAUAUUGGUGUGGUAAUGUGACAGUACACAAUUAUUGUGUCUCUUCUACAAUAGUGUUUUAUUUGAUAUGAUUUUUCUGUGUUAAUAUAAAUUGAACUAAAUGUUUUAAAAUAAAAUUAGAUCUUGAGCAUGAUAAUGUGUUGUGUAUAAUUGGUGUAGAUAUUAACUAGGCCACAUAUAGAAUAUGUUGUAAUUAUGCAAAGCAUUUAAUGGGUUGUUUAAACAGUCAAAAUGUUUGACACUUUAAACCGAAUUAUGAAGUAUUAUAAUGGAGUCCUAAGGCAAAGUCUAACCUAUGUGUCAUUAACCCAAAACAAAGUAAUAAUACUUCUUUUAUUAUUUGAUUCUUUUUUUAAUUGAGAGAACUACAUGUUCUUUUCCAAGACUCACAUAAAUCUUUCAGAUAUGGGGGACGUAAUAGUAUUAAAUAGGAUCAUCUUAAAAGGAUGAUUAAUGGACUUGUUAAUUAAGCCUCUCUUAAUGAAUGAUCUUCAGCUGAAUUUGUCUUUCUGUUAAAUAAACUUAAUAGCGAAUAAAAAGCAAUGAGCCAUCAGAACCA
Messenger RNA from Suricata suricatta (meerkat), 1059 nucleotides. It is a transcript of the gene NTS, whose product is annotated as neurotensin. The record is from RefSeq and is a predicted model, not a curated record. Bases 14 to 439 code for a protein of 141 amino acids. Gene Ontology annotation, molecular function: neuropeptide hormone activity. The transcript is spliced from 3 exons. Lineage: Eukaryota; Metazoa; Chordata; Mammalia; Carnivora; Herpestidae. Gene Ontology annotation, cellular component: axon terminus; extracellular region.